Messenger RNA from Neodiprion virginianus, 2271 nucleotides. RefSeq lists its product as uncharacterized. Bases 146 to 1138 code for a protein of 330 amino acids. The record is from RefSeq and is a predicted model, not a curated record. The transcript is spliced from 2 exons. NCBI's taxonomy places the organism in Eukaryota, Metazoa, Arthropoda, Insecta, Hymenoptera, Diprionidae.
GUUCAGAUUGGACGCAGGUUUGAACCUCCUCCGCUUAUCUCGCAUUUCCUUGCGAUAAUACAGCAUCGCAUAGAUCGAUAGGAUACUCCGAGAGUGAUAACGAGUAACGAAAGUAUCCUCCGAGACACGGACAACGUCCUUCAGGAUGUGCAGGACCAUAAGUUUCAGGCUCUCUCUGCUGACGUUGAUGGUUUUCGUGGGCCCGACCGCUGUGCGGGUCGCGGGUUCUCCGGCGGGCGAUAAAACCGGGGGAUUCGAAACGGUCCACACGAGCAACGCGGCCCUUCUCAACAGACUGGGCCUUUCGCCGCUCCGGAUACCGCAAGGGCAUCACAAGAAGCGUUUGGCGGGCCCCGAACCCCCGCCAAAAACUGGGCCCCAGAGUCCCCACCACUCGAGCUACGGACGUAGGCACGGAGGGCACGGGGACAGCCACAUAUACGUUGUGAAGUUGCCCCCGAGUCUGCCCUACUACGCGAUAACGAAACCUCACAAGUCGAUCGGGUCCAACGUCGAGGCGAAUUUCGGUGGGGUGGGAAAAAAUUACAACCCCGUGGGUUUUCACAGCAACGGUAAGCCCGGAAGUAUUUAUCACUGGAAUUUACCGAUGAUGAAGAAGAUCGCGGAGAAAAAACGUAUCGUAGAAGAACGCGUUCAGCUACAGCAACAGCAGCUGAAGAAGAAGAACGAAUCGCAGGUGGAUCGGCCGAAAAUUUCAGUUUCCAAAGAUGAAGAAAAGGUAAAUUCCACGGAUAUGAAGAUGAAGCGGGUCAGGAAUAACGACAAACGUUUAAACUAUAACGCGGAUCAUCGUUUGAGGGACAAAAAUUAUCGUCUGGACGAUUCGAUCCUUUACAAAAUAAGACCGGAAGAUAAAGACAAGGAUCAGAUUAAUCGGCUCGUUUGGAACACCCUCGUGAAUGAUCAAGUACAAAAUUCUAUGUACACUUCCGGCAAUUUCUUGCAGAGACAGAAAAAACACCGGAAAAAAUCCGCCACGUCUUAUUACGCACCGUUCACAACGAAAUCUGGCUCAACCAGUAUACAAAAAAAUUUCUCUGGCAACGGGAAACCCAAGGCUUUUUACGUUAUUGAAAAAAGUCGCAAGCCCGUUUACUACCAUCAUCUUCUUCCCUAAUUCGUAAAUCACACACACGCACGCGUGUCACGUACGAUAUUGCGAUUUACAAGUGAGAAAUUUAUCCAUUCGCUAAUAAUUUAAACGACGCGACGUAACAAAAGCAAAAAUCGAAAAUCAUUCACAGCCGUGACAUUGCAGCGGAAACAGACUGCCAAACUUUUGAUUCUUUCGAGAUUCUUUUUUUUUCAAUCUCUGUUGCUGUUUUUUUUUUCUAUGUUUUUUUUUAAAUAAUCAUUGUUCCGUUUUCGUAAAACGAAAGAAUAUACCUAUUGUGUCAAACUUGAUCAACUGUAUAUAGAUAUACAUAUAUAUGUAUAUAUGUAUAUAUAUAUAUAUAUACAUAUAUAAAUAUAUCGUACAACUAUCGUAUACAAACUUAUAUAUUUAUACCUGAUCGAUGAACGAAAUAUUUAUGCGGUCUUUCCUUUCGUUCACAAAGAGAAUAAAUACGAUAGCUUUUAUAUAAUACGUUAUGCAUAAACACUAUUAAAGAGUGCGAUGAAAGGAAUUGACUGUAUGACAAAACAAAAAAAUAAACAAAAGUAUUGAACUAGCUUACUAUAUACUGAUUACAUUAUUAAUAAUCUAUUAAUAAUAAUAAUAAUAAUAAUAAUUCCUUCGAGUCUUUAACUCGUUCGAAUUCAUUUAGUUAUUAAUAUAUAUAUAUAUAUAUACAUAUAUAAUGCAAUCAAUGCACGAAGGCAAAUUUUCACUUUAAGACUAUAUAAUUAGAAAUAUAAUAUUUAAUACGUAUACAUAUAUCAUAUAGCGGAAAAUUUAUAUUUUAUAAGAUGACUGCGGACAAACGUUUUUCCAUUACCUAUGUAUAGCAUAUAUAUAUAUACAUAUACACACACACAAGAAUGAUUUUGAUUCAACCAUUUUUUUUCCUGUUUUUUUUUUUUUUUUGAUCUGACUCUUUUGCUACGAUACUCCUUCACGGGGUUGAUAUACACUUAAAUAUUAUAAAAAUAUAUUAUUGUAUACUAGGGUGCUUCCGGCCAUGGUCAAUUAAAUGGUACGAAAACUCGCGAUGCUACAGAUAAUUGACAAAAAAAAAAUUAUUUCUACCUGUCAAUUAAAUGGGAAAAUUCCAAAUUCAUUUAGCGAGUAGUUGAAAUUAAAAUUAA